AUGAAUACUACUGCAAUGUUUUCUAUCAAGGAAUUCCAAGCCACAUGUGAAGGCUUAAUAUCAACACAGACCUUGGGACCUUGUAAGCACUUGAUAUAUCCCUUCCUGCUGAUCCUUUCAACACUGAGGUAUACAGGAGGCAGUCUUGGCCCUCAUUCCUGUAUCUUCAAAAGCACAGAGCAGUGGCUAUUGGUCUUUUUUGACUUUAACUUUGUGGACUGGAGACUUUCAAAUUGGUGCCACACUGCUCCAGGGCCUAAAGGAAGGCCCAUUAGUGUAGCUGAAUGCUCUGCAGAAGAUCUGGAGAUUUUGUAA
Pipistrellus nathusii (Nathusius's pipistrelle) is the source of this 315-nucleotide messenger RNA. The record is from the annotation of a GenBank genome assembly. NCBI's taxonomy places the organism in Eukaryota, Metazoa, Chordata, Mammalia, Chiroptera, Vespertilionidae.